This is a messenger RNA of Perca flavescens (yellow perch), 3808 nucleotides long. RefSeq names its product PPFIA binding protein 2b (gene ppfibp2b). The transcript is spliced from 26 exons. Gene Ontology annotation, biological process: neuromuscular junction development. The record is from RefSeq and is a predicted model, not a curated record. Gene Ontology annotation, molecular function: protein binding. NCBI's taxonomy places the organism in Eukaryota, Metazoa, Chordata, Actinopteri, Perciformes, Percidae. Gene Ontology annotation, cellular component: presynaptic active zone. The coding region runs from base 481 to 3321 and encodes 946 amino acids.
AGUAGCAAAAAGAGACAAGUGACUGGAGGUAAAGGAGGAGAAGAGAAAAAACAUGCAACAACUCUAACAAAAACAGAUAAAAAGCACGGGGUGUGGAGGAGGCAGGAAGUCUGAGAAAGGAAAGAUACUGUAAGUGGGAAAGGGGAGAGAACAUAAAGUCUGGAGAAAGUAGGGAAAGAGAGAGAAAAAAACAGAAUGGAAAGAGAGAAGUGCUGGAGGAGGAGGGGGACAAAACGGGGGAGUUGUCCCACUCAAACGGACAGAGAUCGUAAAACGCCCUCCUCCACAGCUGUUAACAUCACAGUCACACACACAUUCGCACACACUUACAUGACAUUGCUCACAUGCUAGUAGUCUGCUAACUCAAGAAUCCACUCUUACUUUGUUCUGUCUGUGGGCUGUGCUUACACACACACACACACACACUCACACACACACAAAACACAGAGGAAACAGGGAGGGCAGCAAUGGGCUGGGAGCAUGGAGACUCCUAUUGACUUCUACAGGCACUUCUCCUGGCUCAAAAAGGUAAACCUGUGUGUUCCAGCCAACAAUGAAACCUACCAAGAACGACUGCUCCGCCUAGAAGGAGACAAGGAGUCUCUGGUGCUACAGGUGAGCAUUCUGACCGACCAGGUGGAGGCCCAGGGAGAGAAGAUCAGAGACUUACAGAGUUCUCUGGAGGAACACCGGCAGAAACUAGCCUCUACAGAGGAGAUGCUACAACAGGAGCUGAUGAGCAGGACCUCUCUGGAGACUCAGAAGCUGGAUCUGAUGGACGAGGUGUCCUACCUUAAACUGAAGCUGGUCAGCAUGGAAGAGCCACACACCAACCCACACCCACAAAAUCCCGUGAACACACAGCAGAACAAAGCCGAGUGUGUGGUAAAUCUCAUCAGUGAGCUUCAGGAGCAGAUGUGCAGGUUUCAAGAGGAGAUAAGCACUCGUAUCCAGGAAAAACGGGCUCUGGAGGAAAGGGAGGCCCAGCAGGGGGAGCCCGGAGGCAGCCAAACCCCGGGCCACGGCCCUCAGGUUGGGUUAGCCAGCUCAGACCUGGGCCCAUCUGGCUCUGACGCCCGGCUGCACAAUGGAGGACAGACUGUACAUGAUUUGUUACAAGAAAUGAAGCAUCUGAAGAGCAAAGUGGAGGAGCUGGAGGGAGAGAAGGGCCAGUAUGAGAGGAAACUAAGAGCCACCAAGGUAGAAAUAUCAGAGCUGCAGCAGCUCCUAGCCUCCAAAGACACUGAGAUCGAAUGCCUGCAGACCCAGCUGCUGGCCAGAGGCGGCACAGCCAAUGACAACACAGAGAGAGACCAUGAAUACCAGAGGCUGAAGGUGGGGAUGGAGUCUUUGUUAGCUUCAAAUGAUGAAAAGGAUCGGCGUAUAGAGGAGCUGACAAUUCUGCUUGGUCAGUACAGAAAGAUGAGGGAAGCAAUGGCACUCACACAGGGGAGUAGUGAAGAGGAACUGAGUGGCAGUUUAAGACUCAAAGCUAUCACGCACAAAGCACAAACUGAUAUUGUCAGGUCAGAGAUGUCAUCAAGAGGGUCUUCUCCACUUAUGCUACUUGCAUCUCCUUACCAGAGAGAAUUGGACUUUAGUAUCCACAACUCUAUGGACACAUCACUGGUGUCCACUGGGGAUACAAGCUUCUUUAAUGGAUCAUGGCAUCAGCACAGGUUGUUGUCCAGCAGUCUUGAAGAGUUGCAGAGUGGAUCCUUACAAAAGGCUGUAGAGAUCCAGCCAAUUGAAACUGAAUCAGACACAAGGGCAGAGAAUUCUCACAUGGAGCUGAGCAAGUACCAGACUUUGCCGGGGAAACUAAAAAGUAAAAAGAGCGAGCCGAUGGUCGAGCUUAAUGGCCACAGACAGAGAGAUGGAGAGAGUUUAUCUCCUGUCCAGCUCUCUCCUGUCUACAGCCGCGACCAGGACUACACUCUCAGGCAUCCAGAGAAGCUAGAGGAGUGUGUUCUGUCAGACCAGUCCCCCCUGUCAUCUGGAGUGGACUCUGGACAGCAGUCCCCUGUCUCACCAGAGAACAGGAAGAGUCAAAGAGGCAUUAAGAAACUCUGGGGAAAGAUCCGUCGCAGCCAGUCAGGCAGUCCUGCCCAGGUUCACUACCCUGAGCUGGGAGAGUUCAAGAGGGGAGGUUUCAGAGCUACAGCUGGACCAAGAUUGGCCUGUUCAGGAACCACACGAGACCUGAAGAUGCCUUUUUGUAAGUGGAGCACGGAGCAGGUGUGUGACUGGCUUGAGGAAAUUGGACUUGGUCAGUACAGCAUUCUCGCUUGCCAAUGGGUCACCAGUGGUGAGACUCUACUGUCGGCCACCCAGCAAGACCUAGAGAAGGAGCUGGCGAUGAAGAAUCCACUCCACAGGAAGAAGCUCCUAUUAGCCAUCAAGAUGUUCAGCAGCAAGCAGUCUGAGAAGUCUGCAGAGCUGGAUUACAUCUGGGUCACUCGUUGGCUUGAUGACAUUGGACUUCCUCAAUACAAAGACCAAUUUAAUGAAGGAAGAGUGGAUGGGCAGAUGCUGAAAUACCUCACUGUGAAUGACCUGUUAUUUCUUAAAGUGAGCAGCCAGCUGCAUCACCUCAGCAUCAAGUGCGCCAUUCAUGUUCUCCAUGUCAACAAGUUUAACUCCAACUGCCUCAAACGCAGGCCCGGCAAUGAGAACCUCUUCAGUCCCAGUGAGGUGGUCCAGUGGUCCAACCACCGAGUCAUGGAGUGGCUGAGAUCUGUGGAUCUGGCAGAGUAUGCACCAAACCUGAGGGGCAGCGGAGUGCACGGAGGGCUGGUAAUGCUGGAACCUCGGUUUAACUCAGACACGCUUGCCAUGCUGCUGAACAUCCCUACUCAGAAAACACUGCUGAGACGCCACCUAACCACCAACUUCAACAACCUGGUGGGAGCACAAGCUCAUCAGGAGAAGAAGGAGUACACUGAAGCCGUGGGGUACACCCCACUCAGCAUCACAGCUAAAGUCAAGCCGAAGAAGUUGGGCUUCUCUAACUUGACUCACCUCAGGAGGAGGCGGACGGAUGAAUCCACAGACUACGUCUGUCCAAUCGAGUCAUCCUCACCUCAGUCAGGAGGACAGUCUGCAGUGAAUGGGGUGCAGGUGCAGCCCUACGCCGGCUUCAGAGGCCUGAGCCCAAUCCUGGACAGAGAGCCUGACCGCCCCAGGGACCAGAUGGCGAUCACAGAGGGUACAAUGUUGCAAAUAGAAGCUCUGUCUGAAAGCAUCAACAACCUCACAUACCUGCUCAGCCGAGACGAGCCGCGGAAGGAGCUGAGGCACUCUCAGACGGCGCUAGUUUGAAGGACAAUGACCCGACACUGUUGCCGCACUAUGUCAAUCAACCAUAAAGACUUGUAGCAACCAAUCUGACACCUGUACUGUAUCUCAAGCCCCAGCCUAACACUGCAGCAUGGAGCUACUUCUACUAGCCGCUGAUACCUCAUGUAACACCUACAGUCACCCUGAAGUCACAAUGAAGUGGACUUACACAAUGUGGAAAACAAUCAUCAGAUGUUGCUUCCAAAAAUAUAUAUAUUUUAUUUUUCACAAUAAUUAACUGAACUUUAGUCACAAGCCCUGUAGAGUAUCUCUUUUUUUACUGCUUUUGCUUUUUUUGUUUCUCUUAAAUGCUCACAUCAACUGUGUACUGUGUAUACUGUAAUGGUAUGCUAUGUCAAAGAGAACAGAGCCACAUUAGUCAUUUCUUGUUCUAAUGGCCAUCAUAUGAUAUGCAAAGUAUAAUAUAUUUUUGAUGGAGUCUGUGAUGUAAGAGUGCCCAAGACUGUAA